Dendronephthya gigantea is the source of this 980-nucleotide messenger RNA. RefSeq names its product P2X purinoceptor 7-like. NCBI's taxonomy places the organism in Eukaryota, Metazoa, Cnidaria, Anthozoa, Malacalcyonacea, Nephtheidae. The coding region runs from base 80 to 961 and encodes 293 amino acids. The transcript has 4 exons. The record is from RefSeq and is a predicted model, not a curated record.
UGCGCAUCUUUUCUGCGCAUAACAAAAAACGAAUCGGAAAGUCUCGGAUAUUGUUCGGUGCGUUAAAUAAUAUUGAACAAUGGCGUCCCCUGAGGCAAGCUCGACGGUUGAAUAUUGUAAGUGCAAGAGCUCUUGUAGCGUGAAGCGAAAACCGAAUACGAAUCGAGGAUGCCCUUGCAAAGGUUCAAAUAUGGAUUGCUCUGUAGCGUGCAAAUGCGGCACUCGUGCUAAACCUUGCAAGAAUAAGAAAGCGGCAGCAAACUAUGAAGGUGAAAGUCGGGGGAAACCAACGAACAGUAAAGUUAGACGUAUGAAUCAGCAAGGGUUUCGCCUCACUCACGAGCCAAGAGAGACAGAGGAAAUACAAAGAGAAAAAGAAAAUAAGGAUGUAAAGGACUUUGUAGCCACACUGGAUGAAGAUAUGGUUCGAAAAUUGGCUAUUCGCAGUCUUAGACGAGGCAUCGGAAGCAUGGAUUAUAUUCAUACAUUGCUUAUUAUGGAUGAUGAUCUUGUGGAAGAGGAUGAAGACAUGGGUGAAUUUGGAGCACAGUCUGAAGAGGAAACUGAGCAACCAAAUACUCCUGAUCUGCCUCAAAACCAACCCUCUGCACAAGGGCCAGAUUGGUGCAAAUGUGGAUAUUGUCAACCCAUGCCACAAGAAAUCGAAAAUCGAUGUUGUAAACUAAAGAGCUGCAUAUCGUUGACAUCAAGGUUUGAAAAAUUGUGUCUUGAUCCUGAUGUCUUACAGCUGUGCAUACGGAAUUCCAGCGACAUAAGGAAUGAUCGAGAGGACAAUAGUACACGAGCCUUUAGAAAAGCGGCAUAUAGACAAUUUAUUCUGGCACGGUAUGGGCAUCUAGGAAAAGGGAACAGGAGGGUUUGUCCAUCUUGCGUAGUAUUGAAAAUACGAAAACAGUACCCAUCCAUUACAGGAGUGUAUAUGGGUUAUAGAGAACAUUGAUUAAGACAUUGCAUGCAUG